Daphnia pulex (common water flea) is the source of this 1722-nucleotide messenger RNA. RefSeq names its product alkaline phosphatase-like. Lineage: Eukaryota; Metazoa; Arthropoda; Branchiopoda; Diplostraca; Daphniidae. The record is from RefSeq and is a predicted model, not a curated record. Gene Ontology annotation, molecular function: alkaline phosphatase activity. Bases 13 to 1623 code for a protein of 536 amino acids. Gene Ontology annotation, biological process: dephosphorylation. The transcript is spliced from 10 exons.
GGGUGAACACGAAUGGCACAAUUCGUCGACUCAGAGGCAAGAAUGAUGUACUCGUCCAAGAUGAUUUUGUUGGCGGUGGUGCUGGCCUUGUUAGGUGUCGCUCACGGAGAUGGGCAGCAUCGUGACAACACAGCUCGAGCUGCUGCUCGAGCUGCUGCCGGAAGCAAUAAAGCUGUAACCGAAGACGCUGCGUAUUGGAAUCAACUUGGCCAGCAACUACUUCUCGACGAGCUGGGCAAACAGCGCAUCAACAGCCAGGCUAAAAACAUCAUCUUCUUUCUCGGCGAUGGUAUGUCAAUUUCGACCGUGACGGCCGCACGAAUCUACAAGGGACAAAAGGCCGGCAAGACGGGCGAAGAGGAACAGCUCACGUUCGACCGCUUCCCUUACACCGCACUCUCCAGAACUUACUGUACGGAUGCCCAAGUUGCUGACUCGGCUUGCACGGCCACCGCUUACUUGACCGGCGUCAAGACGGACACGGACACGAUAGGAAUCGACGCCAAUGUCGAAUUCAAUAACUGCACGACACAACUCGAUCCCGCUUUGCAUGUUGACUCAGUCAUGGCCUGGGCCCAGGCUGCCAACAAAGCCACUGGUAUCGUGACGACGACACGAAUCACUCACGCCACACCAGCUGGCACCUACGCUCACGUUGCCAACCGUGACUGGGAGGAUGACUACGCUCAGUCAUUCGACGGUGUCGACUCGGCCAUUUGUGAUGACAUCGCCGAACAGCUCGUCCUCAGCAGCCCGGGCAAAAAUUUCAAAGUCAUUUUGGGAGGUGGUCGGGCUUACUUCACUCCGAGGACGAUGACGGAUAUUGAGACGGGAGCGGCUGGCCGUCGCCGUGAUGGUCAAGAUCUGAUCGCCCAGUGGGUUUCCGAUCACCCCACUGGCAAAUACAUUACUUCCCGCGACGAAUUGGUCAAUUUAGAUGUGGCCGGAACUAACAGUGUUAUGGGUUUGUUCAGUCCAGCUCACAUGGAAUACUUCUUGGAAUCGAGCGCGGCCAAUAAUCCGACACUGGAAGAGAUGACUCGAACAGCCAUUCAGAUGUUGCAGAAAGACGCCAACGGUUACGUCCUUCUUGUCGAAGGUGGAAGAAUCGAUCAGGCCCAUCACGAUGGACGCGCUAAAUUAGCCCUCGAGGAGGCGUUCCAGUUCGAUCUGGCCGUUGCGGCUGCGCUGAAUCUGACGAACCCUGCCGACACUCUGAUCAUCGUCACGGCUGAUCAUUCUCACACUAUGACCAUCAACGGUUACCCCGUUCGUGGCAACGAUAUUCUAGGGUUGGUCGGAUAUUUGGCCGCUGAUCUUAAACCAUACUCGACGCUCAGUUACGCCAAUGGACCUGGUUCCAUUAACGGUUACGGUGUUGGAGGAUCGCGCGUUGAUUUGACCGACGUUGAUACCACCGCCGAUUCAUUCCUGCAACCUGCGCUGGUUCCUCUGUCAUCCGAAUCUCACGGUGGUGAUGACGUCGCUAUUUUCGCUCUCGGCCCACAGGCUCACCUCUUCCAGGGUGUCUACGAACAAAAUUACAUAGCCCACGUCAUGGGUUACGCCGCUUGCAUCGGCCCCGGAGUCAAAUUCUGCGACGUCCCCAGGAAAUCGUAUUAAUUUAAAUCUGUCGUCAUAACCGGAGUUGCAAAUGAACACUACCAUAUGAUGUAAACUACAUGUACUUAUGAAGAAAUAGAGAAUGCAAGAAAAUACCAA